This is a messenger RNA of Rhinichthys klamathensis goyatoka, 1420 nucleotides long. It is a transcript of the gene ndufaf7, whose product is annotated as NADH:ubiquinone oxidoreductase complex assembly factor 7. The record is from RefSeq and is a predicted model, not a curated record. Gene Ontology annotation, biological process: mitochondrial respiratory chain complex I assembly. The transcript is spliced from 10 exons. The coding region runs from base 75 to 1373 and encodes 432 amino acids. Lineage: Eukaryota; Metazoa; Chordata; Actinopteri; Cypriniformes; Leuciscidae. Gene Ontology annotation, cellular component: mitochondrion. Gene Ontology annotation, molecular function: protein-arginine omega-N symmetric methyltransferase activity.
UGUGUAGCACGUCAAUGUUCACUCAUUAAUGUUUAUGAUUUCGGGGCAUGACAUAAGGUGUUAAUGAGAGAAACAUGAGGACUGUGCUGAGGCUGAGGCGGCUAAUGCCAGAAGUGCUGUGGACCAUGUGUGGAAACCGAUCCUGCUCAAACUCUUCCACCCGGAGACUGGAGUCAAACACAUCCAUCCUUAAACAUCUUAUUUCCAAGAUCACUGCCACAGGUCCAAUCUCAGUAGCUGAGUAUAUGAGGGAGUCGCUCACUAACCCAGUGUCGGGAUAUUAUGUGAAAAAUGACAUGCUUGGAGCAGGUGGUGAUUUUAUUACAUCACCAGAGCUCAGUCAGAUUUUUGGUGAGCUGUUGGGUGUGUGGUGUGUCAGUGAGUGGAUGGCAGCGGGGAAAUCCAGUGUGUUCCAGUUAGUGGAGCUCGGGCCAGGUAGAGGUUCAUUGGCCAGUGACAUCCUGAGGGUUUUCAGUCAGUUAAAAGCUGUCCUGGGAGAGACUGAUAUCUCUGUUCAUCUCGUGGAGGUCAGCCCAAAGUUAAGUCAACUUCAGGCCAAAUGUCUAACUGGAGAUCAGACGUGGACAUGUAAUGAGGAUCAGCUUGUUUACCGCAGUGGCACCACAUUUACUGGCCUGCCUAUAAACUGGUACCGCAGGAUAGAGGAUGUCCCUAGGGGUUUUAGUGUCUUCCUUGCCCAUGAGUUUUUCGAUGCUUUACCCAUUCACAAGUUUCAGAGAACAGAGAACAGCUGGCGGGAGGUGAUGGUUGAUAUUGACCCUGAACGUCCAGAAAAACUGAGAUUUGUGGUUUCUCACAGACCCACACUGGCCUCCAGCAUGCUUAUACAGAAAGAUGAAAACAGGCAGCAUGUGGAAGUGUGUCCAGAAGGGGGAGUCAUUGUUCAGAAACUGGCCAAUCGGAUUGCAGAUGACGGAGGCGCAGCAUUGAUUGUAGACUAUGGGCAUGAUGGAACAAAAACUGAUACUUUCCGAGGCUUUAAAGGCCAUCACCUCCACAAUGUCUUGGAAGCACCUGGCAUGGCAGACUUGACAGCAGACGUGGACUUCAGUUACCUGAGGAGAAUGGCAGGGGAUCAGGUGACCUGCUUGGGACCCGUCACACAAAGAUCCUUCCUGAAGAACAUGGGCAUUGACUCACGCCUGCAGGUCCUCCUGAGGAGCAGUCAUGACCCGUCCACCAGAGCGCAGCUCACCAACAGCUACGACAUGCUGAUCAACCCUGAGAAGAUGGGGCACAGGUUUCAGUUCUUCUCUGUGCUCGGUCGAGGUCGGCUGGCUCAAAGUCAGGGGAGUCAGAAGAACUCGACGCCGGUGCCCGUGGCGGGCUUUGCUGAGCUCACUACGCAAUGAAAACACUGUAAAUGGACCGCAACGUCCACGUGUUCUGAAUAACUACA